CGGAUCCUCUGUCAAACAAACACACACACUCACCCACACACACCACGCUCUACAACCCACACACACAAAUGCCAGGACACUCACACACAUGCAACCCAAUAACGAGAGCAGCAUCACUCCGAGCCGCCUGCCGCCGCCGGUGGCAGCCCUCACCGCUUCUCCGAGACGCAAAGCUGGGAGCCCGCUGGGAGAAGAGCUCCUGCUGCCUUUUUAGCACAAAGAAAGAGGAGAGGGAAGCCAGAGACUCCAUCUGGGAAGGGGUAGAUAAUUCAGCAGACGCGCUGUGAAGAGAGAGAGAGAGAGAGAGAGAGAGGGAGGAAGAGGAAGAGAGACGGGGGAGGGAAGGUGAGUGAAUGCAGUCCAGUCCAGCUGCUGUUACCACCGCUGCUGCUGCUUCUGCUGCUGCUUCUGGAAGAGAAAAAAGAAGAAGAAGAGGAGGAGGAGGAAGCUCAGUGUCUGGAGAGGCUGGAGAAACAGCAUUAUCCAGUGCAGACCCAACAAGAGCAGCCGGCCAGCAGUGAUCAGAGCACCUCCAGGCUUACAGAUGUGGAUGGAGCGCCUCUCAAGUUCUGGUCCUGGGUGUCUGGCCCACUGAUUCAACCCCAGCCAGGAGUAGGUGGAAGCAGCUGAGAGAAUGGCCAUGGGGGUGUCCCUUGGCCAGGUCGUAGGCUGGAUCCUGCCUUUCCUGUUCUUGCUAGUAAUGACCAUGGUGUCACCCACCAGAGGCCAAGGAUGUCCCCAACGCUGUGAGUGCAUUUCAAAGCUCAAGACUGUGUCAUGUCAUAGUAAACGCCUCUCUGCCCUGCCAGAUGGAAUCCCAUUAGAAACCAAGAUCCUGGACCUAAGUGGGAAUAAACUUCGGUGGGUAGAGCAUGGCGACCUGCUUCCAUAUCCACGCCUUGAAAAGCUAGACUUAAGUGAGAAUAUAAUCAGCGUCCUGGAGCCGAAUGCUUUUUCUAGUCUCCAGAACCUGCAGUCGCUCUCACUGAGGGGUAACCAAUUGAAACUGGUGCCCAUGGGGGCUUUCUCACGUCUCUCCAACUUAACAUCAUUAGACCUUAGCGGGAAUAAGAUUGUAAUUCUAUUGGAUUUUACUUUUCAGGAUCUGAAGAGUUUAAAAAACCUGGAAGUUGGAGAUAAUGAUUUGGUUUAUAUCUCAAAUAAAGCUUUUCUGGGUCUAGUUGGACUGAGGGAGUUGACCAUUGAGAGGUGUAAUCUGACUUCUGUGUCGAGCCAGUCUUUGUCUUACCUGCACAACCUGGUGACUCUACGGCUCCGCUACCUCAGUAUCUCUACCUUAGAGGACCAGAACUUCCGUAAACUGGGGAAUCUGAGAGGCCUAGAGAUUGAUCAUUGGCCCUUCUUGGAGUACAUUUCCCCUCACAGUCUGCAGGGUCUCAACUUGUCCUGGUUGUCAAUCACGCACACAAACAUCACCUCUGUGCCGACCUCUGCUCUACGUAGUCUGGCACACCUCACCAGUCUCAACCUGUCCUACAACCCUAUUUCUGUCUUAGAGUCUUGGGCACUGCGAGACCUCAUCAGGCUGAAAGAGCUGCAUUUGGUUAACACUAACCUGGUCACGGUCCAGCCGUAUGCUCUGGGUGGCUUAAGGCAAAUUCGCCUUCUUAACCUCUCCACUAACAACCUGGUGACCCUGGAGGAGGGAGCCUUUCAGUCUGUCAACACUCUGGAGACGCUGCGUUUGGAUGGGAACCCUCUGGCAUGUGACUGCCGCUUACUCUGGAUCCUUCAGCGCAGGAAGACCCUUAAUUUUGACGGCGCUUCCCCAGUGUGCAUGACGCCCGUCGAAGUACAAGGACGAGCUCUUACUGCUUUCUCGGACUCAGCUCUCUUCGAGCACUUUACCUGCCAGAAGCCCAAAAUCCGAAACAGGAAACUGCAACAGAUAUCUGCCCGUGAGGGACAGGUUGUGUCAUUCAUUUGCAGAGCAGAAGGUGAGCCAACACCUGUGAUAUUCUGGAUUUCUCCUCAGCGCCGCCGCAUCACCACCAAAAGCAGCGGCCGUGUCACUGUGUUACCAGAGGGGACUUUAGAAAUACGGUACGCCCAGGUAACAGACAGUGGAACCUACAUCUGCAUUGCCAGUAAUGCUGGUGGAAAUGACACCUAUUUUGCCACACUUACAGUUAGUGGGCUGCCACUAGAUGCUGCCCUUAUGGCAAACCGUACCUACUAUGCUGGGGACCUCAAUGACACAAAUCUGAAUGAUACUAGAGUCUUCUUAAAGUUUACUCUGGAUCUCAAAACCAUCUUAAUAUCCACUGCUAUGGGCUGUAUCAUGUUCCUGGGCGUAGUUCUUUUCUGUUUCAUUCUGCUGUUUGUGUGGAGUCGAGGGAGAGGGCAGCACAAAAACAAUUUCUCAGUGGAAUAUUCCUUUAGGAAGGUGGAUGGACCUGCCGCCAGUGGAGGACAGGGUGGGGCACGCAAGUUCAACAUGAAAAUGAUUUGAUUAUUAAAGACUGUUUCCACUUUCUACAAUACUUGUUUACAAACUUUAAGAAGCGUGGAUGUAAAAGGACACAUAACACUGGAAUGGACCCCUUUCUAUUAGCAAACAUUAUAGACCCUUACUAUUUGUAAGACAUUUUAUCGAGAAAAGGUAUUAUUAUUCAGAAACUAUGUAUGUAUGAGAACUGGGACUAUGUAUGUAUUUGAUAUAUUUCUAUUGCUUUUUGCUGUGUUCAUAUUAAUGUGUAAGAAAGGGAUCUGGAUUAUAGUUGAAGAUGUUCAUAAUCCUGAAUAGACCAAGCAACAAAAGCACCCAGAUCCCUGAGUCUUUAACCUCUACAAAGCUCUUGCCAACUCAGUCCUUCUUUCGUACAAGAAAUUCUAUCUCCUUUGACUUUUAAGGACUUCACCUCUCGGCUCCAUCUGAGGUGACUCAAGCUCCCUGUCUCCAGACUCAUGAAUACAUAAUAAUAGGUUGGUGCUCGAUGAAUGCCAAGGACUUGCCAAUGUUUAUUUGAAUAGUUCCAGCUAUAUACUGCGUAUUUAGACUCAUCGACAGUCACAACUACAGAGCACUAUUAUGGCGAUUUGACCUAAAUACAGGGGGUCAGCUUGAAGAGCUUUUCUCUACACUACAUCAGACAACUAGCAGUCAGCUGCAGUAAGUCUUCGUAAAACACUGCCAACACAACCAUUAAGCACCAUUUUAAUCAAUUACAAGCUGAGGGAAGAGUGACUUCUUAUUGGAUUGUUCUUUAAACAAAAAUGGGAGUCUACAGUACAGGUUAAGUUAUAAUUACAGGACAUGAUGUACAGUGCUAUUGUGACAAAUCAGUACAAGCAGUGUAUAAUGGAGAUGCACACAACUCAGUUAACUUUUUCCAUGGUUGUCUAUUCAGUAGAGACACCAAAUUAAUCCUCCCCUCUUCAAAUGAAAAUGCUGUAUCAUAAAUAUGAACGCAUGUACAGUGAAAAAGUUGACUAUUUAACUUGUAGUAUUUGUAAAUUGGGUGAAUUCAUCCCAGAGGUGAAGAGAUCAUACUGUAUAGAUAAACCAUAACCUGUAUCAGAUGUAAUAUAUAUUUUGUAAUCUCUCACAUUGAAAUAUUUGUGGUUGUUUAUAGUACUGUCGAGUGAUCGGAUUUAAUUGUUCUAUUGUAAUUCUACCGUUAAAGUCUCUUUUCGAAUCCAGUUCAAUAAUAACAGCUUUUACAGUCUCACUCUGUUGUUUUAUCAGAUAGAAACUGUAGUGAGACAUGAUGACUCUUCCAGUUCAUGCUCGCAACAGAUCAUGAAGGGCAUAUAUGUCAGGUUUCAGUUCCCUUGUCUAUUUUUGGGCAGUAAGUGACAGUGGGGAGGCUUGGCUGACCACCAGGGGAAGGAGUUAAGUCUCAUCAGGACUUUGAUUGAGACAUGCAGGGAGGAAACGCUAAUGUGAUAAAGACCUCGGGUGUUGAAACAAAGGUCGUGAGGAAGUUCUGUGAAAGCAGUCGAUACAUCCUUUGAAAAUCUUCAUUACUGUAUAAUAACAAAGGACUGAAUGCUAACUUUUUACUAUAUAAGAUAACAUAAAGAUAGCUUUUAAAACACUGUGAUAGUAUAAGUGUGAGGGGGAUUUGAAGAAGUGUUUCAUAUUGGAUUAGAAAUCCCAAUGUGUUAGUUUCUACUGUGACUUUGUAAUAAACGAAUGUAAUCAGUAAUUAUGGUACACAAAGAGAUCAGUUUUGGGUUUUGGAGAACAUCAGUAGUAUUGUCAACAAACCCACACUUGAGAGAAUACGUCCAGUUUCCAGACAUAACUGGAAAUAACUGGGAGCAAACGGGCAAAUUUCUGAAACUGUUCUGUUCUUAAUUCUCUUGAUAUUUGCGUUCGCUCACAGGGAGUUGAUACCACUGGAUCAGAGAUCACCUCUUUCUCUAGCUUAAAGUACUGUACUGCUAAUAGUGUUCUGCUGCCCUCUGAUGGCAAUAAAUGGAAGUGAAACUCUGCACUAUUACUACUAGAGCAAAUGGGGAUAUAACCUUGCUGACCUUUAAUAGAACGUUAUUUAUAUCAGUUCUCUAAAGCCAAAUGUGAAACAAAUGGAGGGCUGGAUCCAUCUGUAUUUUAGAAAUAUAUUUCACACAACAAACCCAACCCCUCUAUUAGUUCUCCUGGUUAAAACAAAUGUUAAAAACUACACAAAUGAUGUGAUAUUCCAUGUUAUCUAAUUUAAUAUUCACUGCACAACAAACCGUUUACAUAAAAUGUAUAAAUCACAGUAUAUAUUUAUUAAUAAGGAACUCUGGAUAUAUGGAUGGACUGAUACGGCGGCAGUUUAGCAUCCUCUGUAUGGUUUGAAACAUGUAUUUAUGGUACUUUUCAUUGUUCUUUGCUGAGUUCAUGUUGUACAUAUGGAAACCAUUGUGUCUGGAAAUUGUGCUAGACUGUUUUGUAUUGUAUCAUUUUAUAAAAUGAAGCACACUGUUUAUAAAGCAUGCAAUAUGGUCUGCUAUGAUAAUGUCUUGUCCCCCGGCCCAUUUUAUUUUUUUUAAUAACAGUUAUAACAGUGAUCUGAUCUUUCCUGAUUCUUAUAGUGGUUCUCAAAAGUUGAUUUAGACCCGUGACCCCCUCACUGUGAGAUUUUAUGUUCAAUAUGUUAUUUGGAUUAGUUCCUCAGGAGUUUGUCAAGUUUUUAUUUAACAAAAUUAAGUCAUCAGAUGGAUGGAUGUGCUAUCUACACGACACAUAAAGAUGUACUGCCUAGAAGAAACCCUUCGUUGUCAUUAUUCCCUAUAGUUAACGGGGUAUGGGAAACUGUGAAUCGCAAUUUAAAUUUGUCAACACACAAGUUACAAGAUGAAAUUAAAUCAUUAUUCCUAAA
This is a messenger RNA of Sphaeramia orbicularis (orbiculate cardinalfish), 5336 nucleotides long. RefSeq names its product leucine rich repeat and Ig domain containing 3a (gene lingo3a). Bases 635 to 2473 code for a protein of 612 amino acids. The transcript is spliced from 2 exons. NCBI's taxonomy places the organism in Eukaryota, Metazoa, Chordata, Actinopteri, Kurtiformes, Apogonidae. Gene Ontology annotation, cellular component: plasma membrane. The record is from RefSeq and is a predicted model, not a curated record. Gene Ontology annotation, molecular function: protein binding.